GUGACAAUAACAGUGCUUUGAAAAGAUUUUACGACUCGUUUGGUCGGUCACUUGCACUUUCUCAAGCAAAGGGAAUCGCCCUAAAACCUUAUUCUUCAACUUAUUUAAUCCCACUAUCAUCACCUUGAGUAUAUAAGAAGCACUCAGAGCCCACAUUUUCACACCAAACCUUGACUUGGUCCUCUUCUUAAACGGGAUCCUUAAGUCUCUUUCUUACGGCCAUUAUUUCUUCGGCUUUCUUUACAGUAUCUUCACCUACUUAUUCUCCUGUGUAUUGUAAGACAAACAAUAUAUCUUCACCCUUUCAAAACUUUUCAUCCAAACUUCCUUUAUAUAAUGGCAUCAAGCUCUUUUAAAUCUUCAGGCAAUUCUAGCUCCUCAUGGACUCUUAAGCAAAACAAAAAAUUUGAGGACGCUCUGGUUUUAUAUCCUGAGGACACGCCAGAUAGAUGGCAAAAGGUGGCCAGGGCAGUGGGUGGAAAAACACCUGAGGAAGUAAAAAGGCAUUAUGAUAUCCUGUUGCAAGAUCUCAUGCAUAUAGAAUCUGGAAAAGUUCCUCUUCCUAACUACAAGCCCAUUGCUCCCAACGGUUCAAUGUAUGAUGAUGAGCAGAGGCUCAUGAAGAAUCUAAAGCUCCAAUAAGGCAAGGUAUUAUACCAACGAUAAAAUAAGAGCUGUAGAAGCGUUGUUCUCGAUAAUUUCAAGAAUAUAGCUUGGUGUCGGUAUUUCUCUACUUUCCCGCUCUGUUUGUCUUUUCUACCAUAUAUUGCUAAACUAUUGUAACCUGUGAAGCGAACUAUAAUCUAUUGUAAGUUGUAAUCUGAUUGUUCAUGUACCCGAUUUCUCUGCUUUUGUGUACUUCUAUCAUUACUGUUUCAUUCGCGCUUUCCAAUCAUUAAAGAAAAGAAAAGAAAGGAAUACCAUGUAAUAUAUUCGUUUGCCUUUA
This is a messenger RNA of Cucumis sativus (cucumber), 946 nucleotides long. Its product is annotated as protein RADIALIS-like 4. The coding region runs from base 337 to 642 and encodes 101 amino acids. NCBI's taxonomy places the organism in Eukaryota, Viridiplantae, Streptophyta, Magnoliopsida, Cucurbitales, Cucurbitaceae. The record is from RefSeq and is a predicted model, not a curated record. The transcript has 2 exons. Gene Ontology annotation, molecular function: DNA-binding transcription factor activity.